Molecule: messenger RNA, 4985 nt
Organism: Stomoxys calcitrans (stable fly)
Lineage: Eukaryota; Metazoa; Arthropoda; Insecta; Diptera; Muscidae
Gene: Pop1
Product: ribonucleases P/MRP protein subunit POP1
Exons: 3
Coding region: 2232-4880 (882 amino acids)
Biological process (GO): tRNA 5'-leader removal
Cellular component (GO): nucleolar ribonuclease P complex; ribonuclease MRP complex
Source: RefSeq, a predicted model, not a curated record
CGAUAAAGGUUUAUAACUCAACAAAAAAUAUGUCCUCAGUCCAAACAAAAAACUUGUUGACUACAUAUAAGACAAAUAGCCAGCCAGUGGUAAACUUUGCAGUGCAGUAUAGACUGGCCAGAAAGCUGCUCUACGUACAGUAACAGGCUUGGUGUUAUCCUUAAAAGGGAUGCAAUGUACUCUAGGGAUGGAGAGAGUCCCCUACGAAAAAUCGUAAUAUGUCGAUGUGUCGGUGCUACCUUUGGAAGGAUGUCGAGUUCUGGCGUUUUUUGACACUCGCCAUUCUAAGGAAUGGCGAGUGUUGUUAUACGAAUAUGUGCCAAAAAUAACAUAGUGCACCGUAGAAGGAUCAAUGAGGUUCUGUUGUCGUGCUAUUUUUGCAUCUUUUUAUAUUCGCAAUGUUUUCGUAAGUACUUUUAAUUUUCUUUAUUGCUUAUGUUUGGAGUUUUCAAGCCAUCAAAACUACCAGGCCAGCCUGUUGUACGUACUGGAUUGACCUGAUGGAUUUCUUCAUCGGCAAGGGCUGCCGCCUCAGUAUACAACACACUGCUACAACAACACUCAUCUGGCACGGGAUAGCUGUGAGCACCACACAGGCUAGAACAUGGAGAUCCGAUUUGUGUGGUGUUCAUUGCUUUCAUGAGAAGCUAAGCUGCGAGCUACCGGGCGCGUUCACAGGUUGCGGAUAGUGGAAUGCUCAGUCGGGGACAACCAGCGGUAUCGAGCGGAAAGUCUCAGUGAGAGGCCGGGCGGCACCGGCUCUUGCUCAAAUACUGUGCGCCUAUGAUGCUCGAUUACAAAAGGCGAGUUAUUGGCGCCUUUAAAUAACCAAUGGCCAUCCUGUUCUUGCGGCGAUCGGUUCUAACCUACAGGAGCUUGACGAGGAUCGCCACCUCCACAUGAAAAUGUGGAUACAACAACAACAAAGCCCAUAUUUUUAAUAUUUUAGCAAUUUAUACGUUGUUGUAGCAUUGUGUUGUGUUUCAUCCGUUCGUCUGUUGGGAUCUCUUAGAUAUCCAGAUCUAGUAACUCAACUACUACGAUCAAUUGCUUCAGAGGGAUCUGGUCCUAAGCCGAAUAGGAUUGGCUGGGCAGUUCAACGUGAGUCUUGUGAUUCCAUGUUCAAUCGAAACACACAUUGCAUCAAUCUUAACACUUAAGGAAUUGAGUCUGCUGCCAGAACUACUCUGGUUUGCCGCGGAAGGCUAACUUGUUCAGAUGGGUGGCGGCCAAAAUCCCAAAACUGCGUUCACUCGGUAGCAGCUCAAUCCUUCAGUUACCGUGUCUGAUUGAAUUCUGUCUAAACCCGUCUGAAACCCCACCUGAUCCAAAGUUCUUUCUUGUAGCGUUAAACUUUUCUAGAUUGUGUCUCCUCCAAAAAUUUACUUUAAAUCAGUGUCGGGCAAAUACACACACACACUGUGUGGGAAGUUCCAUAUAUAAUAUAUAUGGGACUUCGCCUAUAAAUAUACAAAUUAUAUUAUUUAUCAUUGGCCUUAUUCAUAAAACUCUAUGAAGCCUUAAAAUAGGUCUAUUUGACAGUUCUAUAAAGGAAAACUGUCGAAUAAAUCUAUUUUCAAUCUACAUCAAGUUUUCUGAAUACCGGUGCAUAUAUGCAAUGCAUUGAGUUUCAGAGGAUAUUUAUGAUUCGGAGGUGGAAGAGAGAAUAGAAUUAUUGUGCACCUGCAUUAGAACAUAAUCUCAUGGGCUUGUAAAUAGUGUGCAUGUGUGUUAGUGUGUACACCUCUGCUUUAGACUCGUGUUUUUUAAUAUCAAAGAUUGUAUAGGACCAAGAAAUAUGGUUCAUUUGGUCUUCCUAAUAUCGUAAAAGUGGCACAGAUUAGAUUCACGCAAGUUGACAUGUCUUAUGCAGCAUUUUAACCAAUUCGUAAAUAGUAAAGUAAUCUGCUAAUUAUUACGAAAUUAUGCUCAAUUGUGUUGAAAAAAUUCGCAAAUAAUACAAAUAAAAAUUUUCUUUAUCUUUUGGCACCGUUUAAAGCAAAAUGCAAACACCAUAGCGCAACUAAUAAACCGUAGUUUCACACACUUAUUAACCUUAUCUGUACGACUUACCAAAAAAGACGAAGCAGUUUAACCAUCUUGUACAAUUCCUAAAAUCUUUGCUUGAUAUGUCAAAUCACAUGUUGCCUCGUGCAUACAUUUCGGCCCACCCUAUGCAACAAUCUUGCAGAAACAGCUGAUGAUGCCAUUUUAAGAAGAAGAAGAUCGGCAUGUUUGGUUAUUGUUUUGAUUUGUUCCCAAAAACACGUUUAUAUUCUCAUAGCUACCAUUUAAACAUGGAAACCCGCAAGCUCGAAUAUGAUUCAACAUUGGGUGGACCAGUGGUGCUGGGCACCCAUAUGCCCACAUACAAAUAUGCUGCUUCAGCUCUCAAGGAACUUAAAGAGCUAAUUAGUGCCACGAAGCAGACAACAUCAACCAAAUUAAUAUUUCAAUCUUUGCCCAAACACAUGAGACGAAGGGCCAUGUCUCACCAUCCCAAAAGACUGCCAAGAAAGUAUAGGGCAGCCCACAUUCAUCAAAUGUCCAAAUCGGGAAAACCACAACAAACAAAAAGGCCUUCGAGAAAACAUCGCAGACGACCUAAAAAUCUGUUAAAGGAUUACUUGAGGCGCCAACGAAAGCAUCAAUGGCUGGAAACCCAUAUCUGGCAUGCCAAGAGAUUUCAUAUGAUAGAAAAGUGGGGAUACAAGCUUCCAUAUGCCAGCUGUGAUAAGACUUACCGCGCUUGUUAUCGAGCUACAACAGAACAUUGUUUACUUCAAGAUAUUUCGUUUCAUGCUUGCAUAGAAAUGAAGGGAACAGUGAGUAAAUUGAAGGAUGGUUUCGAUAGGCUGACCAGCAGGGAGUGUGGUUUAUCCAUAGCGGCCAAAACAUUCUUAACGGGGCGUAGAGAAGGUUGCAUAGAUAUAUUCAGGGAUGGACAGUAUCCCUAUAAGGCUCUGGGAAAAGUUUCCUUUAUUUGGCGUUGCGAAGAUGAUGAGGCAAAGGCGAUAGAUGGCAACAGAACACUUUGGCUGUGGGUGCAUGCCGCCAGCUACCAUCAAAUACUGGAGGAAUUAGUUAAAGUUUUCGAUUUGAAAAAUCAAAGAUUUAAAAAGUUGCCUUUAGAGGAGAAGCAUGAGAUGACAGCAACAGAGUCACCAAGUGAAUCAAAAAGUUUGCCAAUUAAAAAAGAAAGACGUUUGCAGUUUAUGACAAAAUCCACCAUAAGGCGAAAUGUACCUAUCUAUAAAAAUGACCAAACCCAUGUUGAAGUAAGAGAGCUUAAGGAUACAUUAAACCGAUUUCGUCUUACCGGACCUUUAGCACAAAGUGUUCUUCAGAAAGCCCUUAAGGUAACAGACUUGGAAAAGAUUGUCAAUGCAAAGGAGAAUUGGAUAGGCGAUUAUCUAAACAAUGAUAAUUUCCAAGUGAUUCACAAAAAACAAUCGGAGUUUUGGACUAGUUGCCGUGAGCGUAUAACCUCUCCUGGGGAGCUACUUUCAAAUAUGGUGCUGGCUUUGAAUAUAGAGGACUUUCGUUUGAAUCGUCCUGAGAAGCGAAGCAAAGCCUUAAUAACUCCUAAUGCUCAAAUAUUUCAUGAGGCCAGCGAUUUUCUUUGUGAUAUUCAACCCCUUUUAAGUUCUUCGCCAUUGUGGUGCGAAGAGAUAAGAAAUCGAAUAUCCAACGAAAUGUUGAGUACCCAUGAGUAUUGUUCCCUAAGGGCAAAACAUGCCAUUGUUCCUGGUAAACCAUGCAGAUUUGAAGAUUCCAUGCAACCAAUACCUGUGGUACUAAUUCAAAGACCAGGUUCUCAGGAUGGAGGUUAUAAGCGCUUAGCAUAUGGUUGUGGUUGGGACGUUAUAGCACCUGCGGGAUAUGGUAUGUCCUUAUGGCUAUCAUUGAUUAUGUGGGGUGCCAGGCCAGGGGGCUUGAGAGAAUUUGAAACUGUUGCUAGAGAAAUGGGAACAGAGGAGCAUUUACCGGAUACUAUUGGAGGCUUACAAAUCCAUGGACAUCGCUACAAUGAGCUCUACAACAAAUACUUUCGCUUACCACCGGGUAAACGUUGCAAUUAUCGGAAGUUUUCCAUAGUAUCACCAUUUCGUGUGCCUUUUAAACAACUCAUAAGAGACUGGGAUACAAGAGUUGACCCCAUGCAAACCGUUGAAACUAAGGAGACUGAUUUUUACAUUCUACGAGAUCGUACUAAACUUCAAGCCAUUGCAGAUUGUGUGAAAAAGUGUACAUUACACAAAUUUCCCCAAGACUUGGAGCCUCAGUGUAUGAUACAAAUAAAGUUAAAGUUAAAAUCAAGAGGAAAUCCAGGAGAUUUUUCAGUUAUUUGUUUGCCCAACAAAAAGGAUUUUAAAAAGAAUCUAAAACAAAUUGUGCAACGUAAUCACGAUCCGAUUUAUGUAGAACCCUUAUUACCGGAUCCCAAUGAAAAGGAACGAAAACGAUUACGACUUGAGCAUAAAAAACAAUUGAAACGCUUAAGGUCUAGACGAGUAAGAGAAAAGCGCAAAAAACAGGAAACUAGCAAAACUAAGGUUAUAAUUAGACCAGCUGGCACUAAAGCCAUGUGUUUGGAACAAUUAAAGAAAAUGUGCAAAUUAUGGCUACCCGAAGACACGGAGACUCUGUUCAGCGUUAGGAAGCAGGGCACUCGAGAUUGUUUUGGUUAUAUAACCUCAGCUCAUUUUUGCUUAACCGAAGGCAACGUGGGUGGUAUAGGCUACGUUACAGUUGAAGGUUUGCGACAACUUUUAAAGUUAUGCCAACAGUGUCGUGUAAAACAACCACAGUGCUUGAUUCGUUCAACCAACAGCCGUAAUUAUCGUUUAGCUGCAUUUCAAGUCAACGUUAAUGUGUAAUCAAAUAAAUGUUAAAUGCAUUUUUCUACAUAUAUUCCAAUAAUUGUGAAACAGUAUUUCUAAGUGGAAGUUGAAUGAAGAAAGCCGCAAUAUGAACCUCCGGUA